ACUCCAUCUGGUUCUGAAUGGGGACGUGUCAACAAGGACACAGGAAGCAAUCCUCAUGGUUACCUUCCCACUCACUAUGAGAAGGUUCAGAUGCUCCUUAGUGACCGCUUUCUUGGUUUCUACAUGACUCCUGAUAAUGGUCCAUGGAAUUACAACUUCAUGGGGGUCAGACAUGCAUCCGGGAUGAAGUAUGGAGUGAAGCUUGGGACACCUAAGCAGUAUUAUCACGAGGACCACAGACCAACCCAUUUCUUAGAGUUCAGUAAUAUGGAGGAAGGGGAGACAAUUGCCGAGGGAGAUCGAGAGGACACAUUCUCUUAGUUUAAACUUGUCAGAGAAUAUGUUGUAUUUUUUUGUUGGAUAAUCAUUCUAGUUUUUUCUUGUAGAAACGAUGUAACAGAUUUGUUAACAUGUCAACAUAAUAGCCUGACAGAUGUAAUCGAGCCUUGUAUUUGCUUUCACAAUUAGGUUUGAGGUUUUGGAUUUAAAUACUAAGUUGAGAUUUUGUCCAAGCA
Arachis ipaensis is the source of this 515-nucleotide messenger RNA. RefSeq names its product pre-mRNA-processing-splicing factor 8A-like. The record is from RefSeq and is a predicted model, not a curated record. Lineage: Eukaryota; Viridiplantae; Streptophyta; Magnoliopsida; Fabales; Fabaceae. Gene Ontology annotation, biological process: mRNA splicing, via spliceosome; spliceosomal tri-snRNP complex assembly. Gene Ontology annotation, molecular function: U6 snRNA binding; U5 snRNA binding; U1 snRNA binding. Gene Ontology annotation, cellular component: catalytic step 2 spliceosome; U5 snRNP.